AUGCCUGUGUUCGUUAAACUAGCAUUGGCCUCCAAAAGAGACAGGAUCAAAUCCCUCUCCGCUCAGAAUUUGCGACAUGUCACCGACGACGGCUCAGAAAGAUCGACCAUUCAAAGGGGAUUUGGUGAUUAUGCUUUGGCACCAAAACUUACCACCAUCUUCAGCGGUCUCAGUCAAUUAGAGCUCUCCUUGUUCGCGAAACCUGUUACGACAUUGAACCUUCCUGGUGGUGCUGGUCGAUAGUAUGUCCUAUGUAUUCACCACUGCUCAUCAUUCUUCCAACCAGUUUAACUUUCAAAGAACCUUAGAAUUUGUUCCACGGCUAAUCGAGGUUGCACAGCUCUAAAAUUGUUUUCUCUGGUGAUCAUGAGACACAUGCGAUACGCGAAAAUAUUUUUGAGUACCUGGUAGAGCCUUUCAAGAAUGAAUCUGGAGCUAUUCAACUGAAAAUUCUCUAUGUUCGGCCAGAAGAAAGAGGAUGCCACCUAUCCAGGAGUGGAUACGAAAUAGUCAUUCCAUUUGAACUGGAUAGGAAGCCUAGCUUACGCCCAUGGCCACAAAAACGAAACGAUCAAACUACUAUUAUCCCACGACAUCAUUACGACACGAUUUUGGCUCUUUCCCAGGUAAAUUCCUAUUGGGUUGAAAGGGUAUUGGGUACUGAAGGUCAUGGAGAAUUGAUUGCAUUGUUAAAGGUAGCUAUCUAAGGUGUUUAUAUAAAGAGUGUAAGGUUUAGGCAGACAUGAAGCAUUUAGGCAGCAGAACUAUAAGUGGAUCAAAUAAGGAAGUGGAGCAAAAGAGAAAGUAGACCCAGCACAACAAUUCCUGCAUCCGAAAGGAGCUUGGUUCUCUCCUCUUCCACAAGGUGCAAAUGGAUGAAGGAGGUGUUGAAGAAGGAUUUCAAAGAGUUUACACUUACAAUCAACACAUCCAGCGCCAUUGCGAAGAGGAUACUAGCCAAGGGAAAGAAGAUUCCUUGGGCCAAAUGCCUGAGGGAGAUGCAUGUUGCCUCUCUGAAUGUUUUCGUAGGGCUUACGGACGACCCCCCAAUCAAUAAAAGUGGAGAGAAAGUGGGAGGCGCCCUGACACAGGAUAUUUGCUCAAAGUUUCGCGAUCUUCUAGGCGUCUACUCGAAUGACACCGUUUUUGGGAGACGCUUUCUGGUGGCUGCUGACACUCGCCCUCGAAGUGCAACCUUUACUAGUAGUGAUGGCUUCAUCAUUCUUAAUUUCCCUGAGGAUGAUUUGUAAGUGGCGAUUUCUCUUAUCACAACCCAAUAGCAAGGAGUGCCUGUCAACUUGAUUUUCAAAGUCUUUUAGAGUAAUUGAAUGCAAAGCUAAUUAACCGACAAACAGCAACGCGAUCGAUGUGAGUGGUCAUCAUAAUAUCGUUGGCAAUCGAGGAUCAAGGCUUCGUUUGAAUAUCACAUUCAGAACCCUUGACUUCAGCCCAAGAUUACCUAAACUCUUUCAAUUUCUCACGAGGAACCUCGUCAUAAGCGAGCUUCAUGUAGUGAUUUUGACAACCAAAAAAAUUGCCGAAUCAUUGAUUCGUGAUGCUUCCGGCAUUACAUGGAUUCAAUUGAUGAAGAAUUUGGCAAUUACAGAACACUUCUUUCUUCGAGUAGUCUUUCUCAGUCAAUGUGAAACUUGCGAGUUUUGCAAAGAUGAAGAGAUGAAUGAUCUCAUCCAUAAGCUCGUACCACAAUUGCGCAAGGCUCUGCUCCCAAGUUCAACUUGGAAGGAUUUACGUGCCAAUGAAAAACUUAUUUCAUCGCAAUGGUAUGCAGGUGGCGAUGGAGGAGCACAUUCACCACAAGAUCAAUCUACAUCGCUCUAACGCCAGUCCGGAUCCAAAAAUAAUAACCCGUCGCUCCACGAUGAGCUAACUGCUUCUGAAAAGGAUUGGCCUUCAGUCUCCACCCAGCAUCAAAACAAUAAAGGAGAUUCCAGAGUAGAGGAAAAGCAACAAGACGAAAUAUCACCCCCAUCGACCAAUCAUUCUCCUUCUCACUACACUGAUCAUUCCCGAGAUAUGAAGCAUCACCGUGGUGGGUCGAGAGUCCUUCAGACUAUAUUCGCGAUAAUGAAGAGCCAGAUGAGCUAGUACGCCCAAAGCCACUCAAAGACACCCAGUACCGGCCGGGACUAAGAAUCACUCCAGCAAAAGGAGAAUGGGACAAUGAGGAUGGAGAGGAUGGUGAAACUCAUUUUAGUGGCGGCGAAAACUCCAAUUCUCAAUAUCGUUCGUCUUUCGACAGCGAGGUCGGAAGUGCCACAAAAGAUGACGCAUAGCACUUAAAGGAUAUAACGAGCAGGAGCGAUACUCCUCUUGGGUCAAGCGAUCACUUACAGUGAUCACUUCAACUUUUUGAUGACCAGCCACACGAUUUAAAAGUCCCGAGAGGCACGAGCAGUCCCUAUCGACGGCUAGGAAAUCGAAUGAAAGGUGUCCUUUCUGCGGCUAGGUUUUACAUUGACCCCAGUGAUCGAUCCCAAAGCGACGGAUCUGAAUACACUCAACCUCCGAGACCUAGAAUCAACCCUUAUUUUGAUCGAUCUUAUAGCAAAAGAACCGAGUUCCCAGACGAGCCAGAUGAUCUGAUCCAAAGCGAUGGGUUCGAGUUCCCAGAUUCUCCAAAUUAUGGAAGUGGUACUCGAAUUAGACCACAAGAUCGACGUCAAAGCAACAUUUAUGAGGACGUAGACCUGGACCAGCCAUCAAUCACGAGAAAUGAAGGCACCUCUUAUAAUGAUGAUCAGUUACAAAACGGCUCUCAAUACUCACAUCAAGAGUUCGAUUUUAUCGAUUUGGACGAGGACUCUCGCACUGAGGAUACCACAAAGACCGAAAAGAGAUCUGGGAAGUUCAAGAGUAUGUUCAGAAGAGGUUCCAAGCAAUCCACACAGACUUCCCAAGACGAAUGUACAUUUGGUGAUGAAAGUGACGAUAGCGAUACCAGCAUAGGAGGUCAGCUUUUGAAUCAACAAUAUGAGUUGAAUCACAAGGGAAGGAGAGACCGACUCAAGGGAUUUUUUUCGGAAACCCAAAAUCCAGAAGUCGGAGUUUCAUAUACACUAGUUAUUGGUCUUCUGAGGAAUUUUGGGGGCAAUCUCAUGUGA
Messenger RNA from Hymenoscyphus albidus, 3122 nucleotides. Lineage: Eukaryota; Fungi; Ascomycota; Leotiomycetes; Helotiales; Helotiaceae. The record is from the annotation of a GenBank genome assembly.